Molecule: messenger RNA, 2885 nt
Organism: Saccostrea echinata
Lineage: Eukaryota; Metazoa; Mollusca; Bivalvia; Ostreida; Ostreidae
Product: inter-alpha-trypsin inhibitor heavy chain H4-like
Exons: 17
Coding region: 4-2784 (926 amino acids)
Source: RefSeq, a predicted model, not a curated record
GGAAUGUAUAAAGGAUUUAUAGCGUAUGGAAUAUUUCUCUUGUGUCUUGUUUCGUCACAGAAUUUAAAAAAACCAGAGAUAUAUUACCUCCAUGUCACGUCGGAAAUCGACUUCCGGUUUGCAAAAACGGUGGUAACCAGUAAAGUUGUCAAUAAGGAACCAGUUGCUAGGGAAGCCGUUUUCGAUCUUACUCUUCCAAACGAAGCUUUCAUUACAGCGUUCAAAUUGAUAAUAAAUGGCAAAGAAAUCCAUGGAAAAGUGAAGGAAAAGGAACAAGCCAAACAAGAAUUUGAGGCUGCCAAAGCAAAAGGGCAGAGUGCUGGCCAUAUUGUCGCCAAACCUAGAGAAACAAACAAGUUUCAAAUCCAGGUCAAUGUAGCAGCCCAAGAAAAAGUGACGUUCGAGUUAACAUACCGGGAACUUCUCAGACGAACUAAAGGCCUAUACAACCAUGUAAUUUACAUCAAUCCUGGACAAGUGGUCGACGAUUUGAAAAUCAACGUCUUAAUCAAGGAAUCAAGAAAUAUCACAACUAUCAAGACUCCACCAAUAAAAAAUGAUCUUCUUACAGAGGGUCCGGAAGGAACAAACCAACUUGCCGUAGUUGAUCGUAUUUCUCCAACGAAAGCGUUUAUUUCAUACGAGCCGUCUAGAGCUGAACAAGAGUCUGGUAUUUCUGGCCAGUUUAUUGUCCAGUAUGAUGUGGACAGAAGUGACAAUGCAGGGGAUAUUCUGGUAAUGGAUGGAUAUUUUGUGCAUUUCCUUGCACCCGAAGGAAUUGAACCGAUGCCAAUGGAUAUAGUGUUCGUGCUGGACAAGAGUGGUUCAAUGAGUGGAACUAAAAUGAGACAGCUUCAGAAAUCCAUGUAUAAGAUUAUAGACGAUGUUAAGUCAGAAGAUAAAAUCAUGAUUAUUGCGUUCGAUUCCUCCCUGUCGUACUGGAAACCGGAAUUUGUACAGGCAACAGCUUCAAAUAAAAACGCCGCCAAAGACUAUAUAAAAAAGACCCCGGCAAGGGGAGGGACCAAUAUUGAUCUUUCAUUAAGAGAAGGCCUUCAAAAAUUAAUGCAAAUAAGCGGAACCAAGGGCCGAGCACCUCUCAUGGUUUUCUUAACCGAUGGACAAGCCACGUCUGGAGAGACCAGAACUGAACGCAUACUAGAAAAUGUAAAGAAACAGAACGAAGCGGAACUGCCCAUUUUCAGUCUUGCUUUUGGAAAAGGCGCUGAUUUUGACAUUGUUAAAAGGCUUGCAGCACAGAAUAACGGAUUUGCAAGGAAAAUCUAUGAAGACGCAGACGCAGCUCUUCAGAUAGCAGGGUUUUACGAGGAGAUUUCAACCGUUUUGUUGAAGAACGUCUCAUUCAACUAUGUUGAUGGAACAUUGUAUGACACCUCAGUUACUGAGACUAAUUUCAACACUUACUUCAAAGGUUCUGAAAUGGUUGUUGCAGGAAAAAUAAAAGAUCUUACCAAGUUACAAUCAGGCAUGAUCGUAAAUGGAGAAGGAAGUAAAACCAAAGUCUUCCUUCGUGUACCUCCCAAUCACAGCAUUAUUAUCCCAUGGCCACGACCUCCGUUCCCUCCAUUUCCUCCCCGACCCAGACCAUUCCCAACGCCAUCACCCCCUGUCACUACCAGAAAUCCCGGAAUGAUGGAGAAACUAUGGGCGUAUUUGUCUAUCAAACAAAUGCUGAGAGAUAAAGAUGCUCUUGAUUCACCGACAGAGAUAAAAAAGUUAGAAGACAAAAUUCUUCAGCUUUCUUUAAAGUAUCAGUUUGUGACACCCUUGACUUCUAUGGUGGUUACGCUGCCCGAUAACACCAAGGCUAAUCCAAGUGAGGUGAAGCCAACAGAAUCAAAUCAAGCAGAUUCUUUGAGCAUGGGACGAGCGGCAGCGCCUGGCUUCUUGGCAAAUAAUAUGCUAUCCAGUAGCAGACGCAUUUCGUCUCCAAGAAGGGGUGGAGGUGGUGGCGGUGGAUCAUUGUUUCAAAAAUCUAGUUCUUUCCUAAGUUUUGCUGCUCCUCCAAGACGAAAGUCAAUGUUAAACAGCGCUAGCAAUGCAAGGCCAUUUUUUGGGAUAAGUAGAAGAAUGCCGUUCGGAAAUAUCGCUUCAUCUUCAAUCCAAUCCUUACCUAGCUUCCCUGGCUUAACCAGAGGAAGACUAUCCACCACAACCACGCCAAAACCAGUAACGCCAUCAAUACCAAAACCCAGGACAUUGGAGAAAUCUCAAGUUCCAUCUUUUGGAAUCGUUAUUCCCGGCCUAGCAAAACCUCUUUGCUUUGAUUUACCAAUGUCCUCUUCUACGAUGUACAGUAUUUUGAAAUUAACAUCAUCUGUCACAGACUACCGCAUCGACGGCCAGUUUGGAACAGAGAUGAUAAAUAAAAUCACAGUAAAAGAUGGAAGGGUCGUGACAUUUAACGCCAACCGGAGAGACAUAACCAAGGCACCUAUAUAUCGAAAGAAUAUAGAUGGAGUCACCGUAAAAGCCAUGAACACACCGCUUGGUUUGCAGCUGUCAGCGGAAUUCAUAGCCCCAAAGGAUAACUUGGACGGGAUCUUGUCCAUUUUCAAAGACUACAGUGGUAAACUUGUUGACAUAAUGAUGGAGUCGGGAGAAUUUGUCUCGUAUGUAAACUUGGAACAGACAAAUGGUCAACAAACUUCUCUGAGAGCUAUAACAAAAGAAUUCGGUGAUGGAGUCUGUUGGUACUUGGACAAUGAAACCAUUAAGAGGUUUUAUACAAAUAUGUCUCAAUUCGAAGUCAUGUCAGUGUGAAUCUGAUUGUCUCCUACAUCCAUGUUAGUUGAAGAAUAAUUUUUAAUGAAGCAUGAAUCUCUUGCAUUGUAUCAAUAUAUAAAUAAAGCUUCUUAACACAU